Molecule: messenger RNA, 1044 nt
Organism: Prorocentrum cordatum
Lineage: Eukaryota; Dinophyceae; Prorocentrales; Prorocentraceae
Source: the annotation of a GenBank genome assembly
AGAGUCGGCCGCAGGCCGUCUGCUCCCCCCCCCGUUCCGCCGCCUCCGCCGGGCCGGGUCGGGCGGGUUGAUCCUCAUCCUGGCUUCGUCUUGCCGAGAGAGCCUGCGAUGAGCCUGCCGCCAGGCGCGUCUCGCUCGGCCGCGGCGCCCGAAGCAGCCGCUGCGGCGGCGGGCGAGGGCGCCGCGACGGAACGCCCUGGCGCGGCGUCGCCUUCGCGGCUCCUCUGUGAUGCGCUCGGCGGCGCCGCCUUCGCGGCUUCGCCCCGGGAGGAGGAAGAGGCGGAGGAGGAGGAGGAGGAGGUGCCGUGCGGGGGCGCGUCCGGGCCAGCCAAUGGCGCGCCGCUGGCGUCGCCAGCCGUCGCGCUGUCGCCGGGAGGCGCUUCGCCUGCGCCUUCGGCCACGGCGAGCCCCAGCGCACCGGACCCCGCGGCUGCGCCGCAGCACGCGAACCGCACGCUGCGGAGAGCCCCUCGCAGAGGCCCGCGGAGGGCUCCGCACCCCAUCGCGGGCGGUUCUGGCGGCGCCUCCUCGCGCGGGGCUGCGGCGCUCGGGGGCGGAGGCGGCUCGGGCGAGGCGGCCAGGAGGCUCGGAGCCGCGGCCGCAGGGCCGGCGGUGGCACGCUCGCGCUCGCCGAGGCGUUCUCCUCCUGGCCCCGCGGCGCCAGGCGCAGUCGACGGUGAGGAUCUGCAGGACCUCGUGGAGGGCAUGUUCAGAUUCCUGCGGCAACGGCGGGGCCACUUCAUCGAAGUCGGGGGCCUCGACCCGGUCAACCCAGACCCCUUGGAGAUCGGCAGACUCGCCGCCAUCGCCUGGCGGGGGCAGCCGCCAGCGGUGCGGCGGUGGCACCAGGCGGCCGCGAUGCUGAGCCACAAGGAGGCGGGCCUGCUGGGGCUGCGGACGGACUCGUCCGCGACCUCGCCCAAGGACGAGGCCGCGGACACCGUGGGAGAGCCGCUCUCCGACGGAGGCGGCAGCCCCUCGCGGGCGGCCGGCGCCGCGGCCGCGCGCAGGGGGGCCGCGCGGCCCUUGCGGCGAACGCGGCGG